This is a messenger RNA of Ananas comosus (pineapple), 8379 nucleotides long. RefSeq lists its product as uncharacterized. The coding region runs from base 164 to 8155 and encodes 2663 amino acids. Lineage: Eukaryota; Viridiplantae; Streptophyta; Magnoliopsida; Poales; Bromeliaceae. The transcript is spliced from 14 exons. The record is from RefSeq and is a predicted model, not a curated record. Gene Ontology annotation, biological process: maturation of LSU-rRNA from tricistronic rRNA transcript (SSU-rRNA, 5.8S rRNA, LSU-rRNA); maturation of 5.8S rRNA from tricistronic rRNA transcript (SSU-rRNA, 5.8S rRNA, LSU-rRNA). Gene Ontology annotation, cellular component: nucleolus.
UUUGCUACGGAACCGAACGGUGCCUAAACCCCUUCUUCUUCUUCUUCUUCUUCUUCUUCUUCUUCGUCUACGCUCUUCUCCCGCUGUACUUCCACUCGACGCGCACCGAAACCCUAAUCCCUCUCCUCUCCUUUUUGAUUGGGAGGUCCUCUCGAUCUCAACAAUGGAGGACGGUGAACAAAUCCGUGAAGGGGAUCUCGACGAGGCGCUACACGGUCUCUCCCCUCUCGGCAUCCAUGGCGAAGUCCCCCACGAUGGUGAGGGAUUAGAAGAUGAGGAUAAGGAGGAGGAGGAGGAAGAAGAAGGGGAGUUAGAAGUAGGAGGAGAGGGAUUGGAACCUUCGAUUGGCUUUUCACAUAGAGCAAAAAUUAUCCAAAUUCUGAAAAAUCUGCACUCCCCUGAAGUGAAGAUCUAUUCGGAAUCAUCGAAGGAAUUUAUUGGGCUGUUGAGGGGAGAUUUAGGCGGAAGUAUUCUCCGAGAAUUUAUUCUGUUAUCGCCUAAGUGCUCGGAGCUUGCGGAGGCUUGGCGGCUUCAUAAGGGAAAGCCCGGGGUGGCCCAUAUACUGUCGCUGUUCUCAGUGGUUUUCGAACAUCCAGAAGGUAAAUCCCAAAUUGGUGGGAUUAGAAGAAGUCUAGAUAAUUUCGCCCGAUCAAUUUUUGUAGAAAGAAUUGAUGAUAUUCACAGCGAAUUGAACAGCCAAGAAGCGAGGCGCCAAAGCGCCGCGCUGAAUCUUUUGGCUUCUAUUGUGAGGCGUGGCAUAGGGUUAGCUUCUGAGGUUGCGAAAUGUUUUGAUUUUAAGCUUCCCGUGCUUUCUAAGUUCUCUGGAAUUAAGAAGAAGGGGCGGAAAGAGGAAAUGCGAGGAGUGAAGCGUUCCACAAGGAAUGCAUUUGUUGGAUUUGCCAUGUCGUUUAUACAAGUUGGGAAUCCGAGGCUGCUGAGAUGGAUUCUUCAGCAGAGGGAGUUGUAUUCCGGCGUUCUCCGCGGAAUUGGAACAGACGAUGUUGAUACUGUUGUUUAUAUUCUGUCUGUUAUUCGAGAUAGGGUUUUAGUUGAGGAUUCUCUAAUCCCUCCUGGCCUAAGAAGUGUUCUUUUUGGAAGUGCCACUCUUGAGCAGCUGAGUUACAUCUCGGGAAAUCCAACAGCCGGCGCUGGUGCUGACAUAGCGCAUGAAGUUUUGCUUUUGGUAUGUACAGAUCCGAGGAAUGGUUUGAUGCCGACCUCGAACUUGAAAGGCAAUGAGAAGCGGUUGUUUGAUCUCAUGAAGAAAUUGAAGGCCACAGAAGUCGAUUAUCAUAAGAAGUUGCUUUUGGCUGUUGUGAAUAAGCGACCAUCUCUUUGCGCAGCGUACAUGGAUGAGUUUCCCUACCAUCUUGAACCACGGAUACAGAUAUCUUCUUCUUGGUUUGCUGCCAUAUCCCUUGCAGCAGAUAUGAUAUGCUCUGUAAAUUGGGAUGCCAUGAUCACCUCUCUCGCCUCUAAUUCACAUAAUCUGCUCGCUGUAAAUGAUGGUGAGUUACAGCAGAUCUUGAAGUGCAUCAUUCCUGCCGCUUGUUCUCGGUUGGUGUUAAAUAAGGGGUUGCUCCAUUCUGAUGAUCGUGUGAAGCACGGUACUCUCAGGCUUGUUUUAGAAUCAGUCAAAUCAUUGCAAGGUCUAAUCAGCGCAAUUGAUAAGAGGGCUGCUGGCAUGAGUAUGAACAUAAUACCUCAUACAUCUACUGAGGUGGCAGCUAGAUUGCAUUUUCUUUUGGGAUUAAGUUGCUCCUUAGAAGUGGAUGGGUCUUUGGAAGAUGUAAUUCAUCCACAAGCGGAUAAAAUAGGUAUAGAGAAAUGGAUUUCUUUGAAGCAAUUUAUUCAGGAUGAGGUCAGAGCAGUGCUUCCUGAUCCCCAAGUCCUUCUAAAGUUGCUUUCAUCAAUGAGUUGUAAAGAACUAAAAAGUUCGGGCAAGAGCUUAAAGAGAUGUUCAAAUUUUCCAGAGGGUGUUGCCAAGAAACUGAAAAGUGAAACCACCAAUGAGUAUAUUGAUAUCAUGAUUAGUGGAAUAGAUGCUGAAUGUACUGAUGCUAAUGGUACAGCAUCUGGUAAACAAGAUUUGGACUUGGUAAAUGAUCGCAUGGCGAUUGUAAAAGACAUAUGGGGAUCAAAGGAAGAUAAUUUAAUUAUCAAUAAUCCAACAGAUGCAGAAGAUGUUUUCCAUUCGAAGUUGCUAGAUAUUCUUGCGAUUUAUUUGAGGACGAUGCCCAUCUCCUUCGAUGGCGCAUUUGAUUUCUUCAGAGUUAUACCAGUCAAUCCUUUAAGCCUUCCCACGAAUCGGCAACAGUCUUUAUUUUCUCUGUUAGUUGAGUAUAUUGGACAGCCUACAGGAAGCUUGGAGUUGGGAAGUAUUCCCGAGUCAAUGUAUAAGCACUUGCAACCAUUAAUUAAUGUCUUGUUAUAUUCGGGCCUAAAAAACAUUUGCAAUCAAGCUUACAUUUUGGUACGGGCUGCCAUGAUAAGCACUGGUGCUUUUGAUCAGAACUUUGUCGAGAUUGAUGCUUGGUUAUUUUUCUUACCUGCUUAUAAGACACAAAAGCUUGGUGUAGAUAGCCAAGGAGGAGGAGCAUACCGUGACCUCUCUUCUGUUGUUGUUUCGUUUCUGUGUGAUGCUGUUUCAACAGUGGGAAACAAUUUGUACAAGCACCUAGAUAAUAUGCACAGGCUUCUUGCUAAUUUGGACUACUUUGAAGAUGAUUCCUCUGGUUUCAGUCCUCUCAUUUUAUGCAUCCUACAAAAGUGCCUCAGGCUACUUGAUUCAGAUUCUGGAACAUUUAAGUUAUAUGAAAGAUCUGUAAUCUCUUUAUAUGUGUCCAAUACAUUAAGCUUAAUUAUGCAGUCUCAGGUAACUGCGAGUAUAUUGCCUGGUCUGAUAAAUUUGGUGUUAACUGAAAAAUUAAAAGAUAAAUUGUCAGAAGAUGAGGAUUUUGAGAUUUCUCUCUGUGAAUGGAGGCCUCUAAAGAAUCUGCUAUGUUUUGCACGGAGCAUUUUAAACCAACAGAGCUGCAACCUCUUUCCUGUAUCAGAAAAUACUACUAAAGGACAUGAAAGCUCUCUCUCCUCUGUACUUAGCAAGGUACAGGAAUUUCUAGAUCAGGGGCAUGCCAAUGAGCUAGCUGAAACAGGCACUGCACUUUCAUUUUCAGUAAUAUGUGCCACUCCUGAGGAUGUGAUGGAAAAUUUCCCUUUGCUUCUUACUGUCACCAAACAUUAUUUCAAUUCAUAUCUUCCUUUCCUCUCAUCAAUAUUUUUCCUAGAACCAGAAUAUCUUGCCAAAGCUUCAAUUCGAUGGCCAGAUAUGUUCUUCUCCGCUUUUAGGAUGUUAAAGGGUGAAUUUUUGAACUAUUGCCGGGCCAAUGAUGCCCUUAACUUAAACAAUUUUCCCCCCAAAGAAUCAGCUGCUGCUGCUGCUGCUGCGCUUAGUCAAUUUUUAUUUAAUGCUUCAUUUUAUGAGCUGUUUUCUGCACUCUUUAGCUUUGGCCGCUGCACAAAACAUGCAACUAGAGAGGAAGAAAUCUCCCAUUCAGUUGAAAUACUAGAUUUGCUCAAAGUAAAGAUUUCUGAAGGCUCAGAUAAUGAUUUAUUAUCAUUCCUGAGAUAUACCCUGUUUUGGAGCUACCAGAUACUGUCAACCUAUAUUGCGAAGCCAUUGAAUCCUCUGAAAGAACUUCUUCAAAUGUGCUUUAGCAUCGUUGAUUAUAUGUUGGACAGCAUUCUGCUACUGACUGCCGAUAGUACAGAAUCAAAAUCUUUGGGAACAUCUUCUCCUACAAAGCAUAUUCAUGAUGCUGUUGACUUCAUUUUUCAUCACCCAAUAAUUAACUUGCUGCUGUCCUGCCCUGUGUCCUAUAAUGAGAAUUCUGCAGAUGGAAAACUUGGUGGUCAGAAUGAUGCAUUGAAAAUUUUCUCAACAGAAAAUCUUCGUCCUGUGGACUGGAUUAGGUUGAAAUUUUUGAGUAAACUAUUUGACUUUUUGUUAAAUGUGGGAAAUCGGGAAAUGUAUGCUUCUGAGAAUUAUGUACAGUUUCUUGGAUCAAUCAUUAAGGCUCCAAUGCUUGUGAUUCAAAAGGUGCUGUUGAUAUUCAGGCAGAAAUUUGAACUCUGUUUCGAGAAGAGAAAUUUUCUACCUCUGCUCCCUGAAUUUUCGAUAUUAUCUGCUUUGAUACAGUUUGUAUCUCCUUUCGAGCUUCUGGAACUAGCACAUUGGAUGUUCUCUAAAUUAGAGGAUGCUGUUUCUGGUAGCGUUUCUGAAUUCACUUCUGCUGCUUUGGUAUGUCUAUACAUUGCUGAUGCUGCGAUGGAGAUGCUACAUGGUUACCUAAAACAACCUGAACUGAAAUCAAAACCUUAUCACUUUUGGGAUAUAAAACUUGAAAAUUUUGAUGCCACCAUUUUCCAAAUAGUUCAUUGUAAGAUUCUUCAUUUUGUGAUAUGCUUGAAGCUAGAAUUUGCAGAUAAAUUUUUAUUGAAGACUGUUGAUCGCGUCUAUAGUCAGAGAUAUGCAGGACCCAGCUCUACUAUUCUUCCUUUCUAUAUGUCAUUAUCUACAAUGAUUGCUAACAGUCCCAUGAAUCUGUUUCUGCACUGCUUUUUUCCGACAAGUAAGAUCAAGGCAAGAACACUGCAACUGCUUGUUGAAAUAAGCCCUAGUCAUAUGGAUCUUUUUGGGCGGUUAUUCUUGGGUAUCUUAAGUGACGACUCAUCUAUUUUGAAUCUUUUAAAAGGCUAUGUCUUCUCUGCGGAUGAUUAUCUGCUUCUGUUACCUGCUGCUUUAUCAUACUUUUCAUCUAAUUCUCAUAUAGAUAAGCAGGAUUUAGAACACUCUGCAUUGAUACCAAAUUUUUAUUCGAGAACACUUUUAACUGGGUUUUCUAGCUGGAAGAACUAUGUCACUCAGAGCAUUUUUGACGAAGAAUAUGGUGAAUCUGCGCCUGCUUCAUUUGAAGAUUUUCAGAAAUUUUGCAACAGCACCCUUCUAGGAAAGGCUAUUACUAUGUUGCACCACUUCUUUAUCUUAAAUGGGAAGUCCCUGAGUAAAAGGCACCGUCUGGACAUAUUUGAUUCUAUAUGUCCACCUUCAGAUGAAUUUUUAGAGUUUGGUCGUGAGCAAGUCAGUUUUGGUCCAUUUAAUGAGACUUUAAAACUUAUCAGUGAAGGUUUUGCAAAGAUAUCACUUUUGAGGUUAUUGUUAUCUCCUCCUGAACUGGAGGGAGGAAGCAUUGAGAUGACCAAGGAGAUUAAAACCAAACGAUUUAAUCAUUCAAAAGAAAGGUUUAUUAACAUUUUGGUGAAAUCAUUGGAUCAGAUCGUUAGAAAUUUCCCUCGAAAGACAAAUAACAUGGAUUCUUGCACAGCUAACACCUGUAAAGUUGUUAGUUUUUUAGAAUAUUUUAUUUUGAGAAAUAUCAUUCAGGUGUCUGUAGAGAUCCAAAGUUACCUGACCCGGUUGAAGUCAAUUCCAUUUCUAAAUCCUUUUAUCAGAUCUUCUCUCCUUCAUAGAUUUGAGGAUCCUGUUACAAUAAAAGCUAUUCGAUGCAUUCUUGUUGCACUCUCUGAGGGGAGAUUUUCCGCUGCUGAAAUUCUUGAACUCUCGCUGGGGCACUCUCAGUUUGUACCUAUACUUACCUGCAACGGUUCUGUUUCAUUUUCAUCUGCUUUGGCUCCCACAGGGACAUUGCUGCAGCCGGUACCUAGUAUUUUGAAAACAAUCGAUGCCUCAGUUACCGAAGUCUCUAGCAGAGAGAGUUAUAAUAAUUAUUGUGUCUCAGACAGGAGAAAGAUUGAACAUAUUAGAUUACUUAGAAUACUCUACCAUCUCAAGAACAGACAGCAGAGUGAUGGUAACUCAAAUCUCAACGUGAUGGAUUCCAAAGAAUUGAUUUCUUUUCUUUUAUCUGUCUAUGGUGCGACACUUGGUGAAAUAGAUUUGGAGAUACUUCAUCUCAUGAAUGAAAUAGAGUCAUCUGAGGGUUUGGAGUAUGAAAGAAUUGCUGAAAUGGAUUAUUUGUGGGGAAGUGCUGCUUUUAAAGUCAGAAAAGAGCUAAGGUUUGACUGUUCAGUUUCCAACAACAAGAAUGUUGCUAAUGAAACAACUGAGGAAAGACGCAAAGUGCUUUUCAGGGAGAAUAUACCAGUUGAUUCAAAAGUCUGCGCGAUGACAGCUCUCCAAUUUUGCUAUGAUAGAUGCUCAAGGAUUGCCCCGUUAUCACUGGAUAAGCUUCUUGAGGAUAAGUUUACUGAAACUUCAAAGAUACAAUCUCAAAACGUCAGUAUGGUUCAACAGUACGAUCCUGUUUUUAUACUGCGUUUCUCAAUUCAUAGUCUGUUAAUGGAUUACAUUGAGCCUGUUGAGUUUGCUCGAAUAGGCCUACUCGCAGUUACACUAAUCAGCAUUUCUUCUCCUGAUGAAGAGCAAAGGAAAUUAGGUUACACGUCCCUAGGGAGAUUCAAGCAAGCAUUGGAGAGUUCUCGAAAAAGUAAGGAGGCAUUGCAGCUUCAACUUCUCUUAACAUAUGUGCAAAAUGGAAUAUCUGAAUCCUGGCAGAAGAUACCCUCCAUAAUUGCUAUUUUCACAGCAGAAGCCUCUUUCACACUGUUGGACACAGCACAGAAGCAAUUCUUUACAAUCAACAAAUUCUUAAUGCACUGUCCGGGCGUUAACCUAAAGAGCGUUCCGUUGUUUAACACGUUAUUUGGAAAUAGUUCCAUCCACUUCAAAGCUGACCGUUUGUGGAUUCUUCAGCUAUUAUAUGCUGGUCUGAAUUUGUAUGAUGAUGCUAAAAUAUAUGUGAAAAACAACAUUUUGGAGUUCUUGUUGAGCUUUUAUGCCUCUUCAAUUUCGGAUCUUGAAUCAAAGAUUCUGAUCCUUCAGAUAAUAAAGAAGUCUAUUAAGCUUCCAUCGCUAACUCAUCAUUUGCUGAAGGAACGUGGGUUACUGCCAUGGUUAUCGUCAGUUAUUUCAUCCUACGGUGAGAACAUUGAUGAAGAUAAACAUUCUUCUCUAGGAAUAAUUGAGUUGGUUUUGAAGAUAAUUAAUGAGGCAAUAUCUUCGCGAUCUAUAAUGGAAUGGCUACAAGAAUUUGCCCUUGAGCAGCUGUCAGAUAUUACAUCUAACGUAUACUUGCUGUUCGUGAGAGCCCUCAAGCUGCUGAAAGGAAAUGUUUUAUUAUUAAAUUCUAUGCUUCGUGUGAUGGUAUCAACACUUAGAUUAUCACAGAAGAGGAAGAUAUACCAACCGCAUUUUACCUUGUCUCUGAACAGCAUAGUUCGGCUUUGCCAAGCUGUUAAUGCUGAGCUAAGUAGCAGGGAUUUCAAUCUCGCGAUAGAGCUCGGAGUAGAUGCCAUACUCAUGAAUACGCCGGUGCCUGUUACUUCUCACGUGGAUAAGGUGAAGUUGGCAAAGGUCAUCACGUGGGCAAUUUCAGUAUCUUUGCAAUUAUCCUCUAGCCAAAGAUCGCUAACAAAUGAGCUCGAUCGGAACGUGCUAAUCUCUUUGAAAGAACAGCAGGAGUGUCGGAUCUCAAAGAUCUUGCGGUGGUUAACGGCUUCACUUAUUCUCGGAAGCAUUUCCACAGUUGCUCAUCAAACGAGUACAAAUUAUGUUUUGUGCAGACCAAACCCUGAGAAUCUGCAAUCUUUGUUGGAAUGUUUAAUAGGAGAAAGGGACGAAAUAGCAGAAGAUUGUGGUGCAAAUGAGACACUAGCUUUUAUCAUAAUGUAUCUUCAGCAGCUUCCCAGAGUAAACAAUGAUGCUCUAAAUCGUUCAGUCACAUUAGCUCUUUGCAUAUUACUCCUAAAUACUUCUAAUCCAACAGUUAAAAAAUAUCUGAGCGAGCGUCGUGGGCAAGUUGUAUCAUUAUGCAUGAAGAUAGGCUGCCCUGCAGAAACUAAUACUGCUUGGAGAUGGUCGUACUAUCAACCGUGGAGGGACCUCACAACAUAUGAAACCGAGAUGGAGAAACUGGAGGAACACCAAGCAUGCAGGAGCCUUUUGAUUAUUUUUUCAAAUGCUCUUUCUGGGGCCGAGCAAUUUGGUUUCCCGGUGCUCUCUUGCGAUGACGUGGAGCACUGUAGCUUGUUUCGGUGGGAAAGGGAGAUAAUGUUGAGGAGGAUAAGUAAAUCAUGAGUAUCAAUUUUGCACAUUCUUUUUUGCUGUUUGAAAAUGAGCUUUCGAGCUUUGGUUUUCGUUCUUGGCUCCUGUAAUUUCAGCAUAGUGUAUUUAUACAUAGUUCAUUAAGUGCAGGUUUUUUUGGGGUGGCUUUUAGAAUCCAAAAUUUACUCGUCCCCAGCUCUGUUGUGUGUACCUUGAAGAGAACUUUAAUUUUAAUGAAGAAAUCAUUUGGAUCUGCA